Molecule: messenger RNA, 1350 nt
Organism: Symbiodinium sp. CCMP2456
Lineage: Eukaryota; Dinophyceae; Suessiales; Symbiodiniaceae
Source: the annotation of a GenBank genome assembly
AUGGGGAAGGCAAGCGAGGAGGUCGGAUUGGGCCGAUCGGCGGCGAAGCGCAGCGUGAACUCUGGCAGCCGUAAUGCAUGGCGGGACCCAGACUAUUUGGGCAAGUAUGGUAGCGACUACCAUCCGCAGACCCGCCGCAAUAACUUGAGACGGUGGAUGCGGGAGGCGGUGUGCGAAAGCGAAGAGCUGGAGAGCGACUGGGAGGACAGCCUUGUUCUGUCUUUGGAGCAUGUUGGUUCUUUGGAGGCCAAGUGGGAGGAUCUGGAGGUGGCAUCUGUCUGCUCCUCUACGACAGCAGGCUUCGGCACUGCUUCCACCGCUUCGGACUUUGGCUGGGAGUUCUUGGAGCCAACCACGCCGGCUCCGAGCCGCCCUUGCGCUCCAAAGAUCGACCUCUCCCCGUGGCAGGCGGCCCUGCGCCGAGCGGAGCGAGGGGCCAAGGAGUAUGCGCAGCAAUCAGGACAUGCAGAAAGCACAGGCACCGAGCAAAGUCAGAGAAGGAGGCGUUACAAGCGGGUCCCGGUCGUUGAAAAGACCGAGACACAGAAGCUAGCAGACGAGCUGAAAAGCAAGUACCAAGUGAGCCUUCACUAUGAUUUGCCAUCCACGGGCCCUACCACGCCGUUCGAAAAGCUUCGAUGGAAGUUUCUGAAGGAUCAUGCCAAUGCCUUCUGCGCUUCUCUUUCUUGCCUGUACCUGGGUUGUGGCCGGAAGUGGCACUUGAAGCCUGCACCAGUGGCUCAAGCUGUGGAGGACCGAUUUCUCAGUGCCUGCGAUCGAGCAGCGGAAGGCGAGCUGCAGCCGGCCCUGCACGGCACAAACGAGUCCAACCUGUCCUCCAUCUAUUCCCGAGGGCUUCUCAUCCCAGGUGAGAAAGGGAACGGUGUGAGGGUGGUGAACGGAUCCGUGCAUGGUGUUGGAAUCUACACGGCCUACCUCAAGGAUGCAGCCUUGUCCUGGUCUUAUGCCCGCGGUGUAUCUAGGCCAGUACUUGUCUGCGGUGUUUUGGAUCCAAGUACGAGAAAGACGGGUCCGGAUAAAAGCUCAAGCCUGGUGACCUACACACAUUCAGCGCGCAUCUUCUUUAAGGACGACCUCGUUUCGCCGCUGUUCGAAGCAUCCCUUGACAGCAUCCCCGCUUCUGCCGCUUCUGCUAGCUGCACUGUGCCAAAGCCCACUGUUGUGGCACCCCCUCGCCGGAUCCUUCCACCGGAUCCAAAGCCAAAGGGCCCUGGGCCUCGGACUCGGCUGAGGCCCACAUUGACGAUUUUAGGUCCGAGGCCAGCAGUGACGAUUUCGCGCUCUCAGGCCUUUUUGGCCCGCCGUGCAGCGCGCAAGCGUCAAACGUGA